Messenger RNA from Lontra canadensis (Northern American river otter), 405 nucleotides. RefSeq names its product X antigen family member 3-like. Lineage: Eukaryota; Metazoa; Chordata; Mammalia; Carnivora; Mustelidae. The coding region runs from base 1 to 333 and encodes 110 amino acids. The record is from RefSeq and is a predicted model, not a curated record. The transcript has 4 exons.
AUGAGUGGCCGAGUCAGAUCAAGAUCCAAAUCUAAACACAGAAAAGCUGACCCAGGGUCUAAACAGCAUGUGGGUAUGCAGCAACCCACGGAUGAGAAACCAAAACAAAAGGAGGCACCACCUGAGAGCCAGGAUAUGAAACCUGAACCUGGGAAGGAAGUGGAGGGAGCACCUGUGGCUCAAGGACCAGACCUAGAAGCUGAUCUCCAGGAGCUUCCUCGGGCAAAAUCUGGGUGUAUAACUGAAGAUGACCCUGAUGUCAAGGGGAGAAAUCUGCCCUUUUUAGAGUCCGUUAAAAUGCCGGAAGCAGGUGAAGGACAGCCCCAGAUUUAAACAAGAACAAGCUGGAACAUGCAAACUACUCUUAUGUGGGGGUACUUCUCUGUUGAAAUUCUCUCAAUAAAG